ACCAUUUUCAAACCUCUCUUUCUCUCUCUAUAUAAACCCACCUUCUCUAUCUUCUUGUAUUAACCACUUUCUGUACAAAACUAUCUCUCUAAAAAUCUCUCCAAUUCUUAGAUACCUUUUUGUGUCAAUCAAUCAGUUUCUCUAUUAAGAGUAAUCAAUAAAGAUGGAUUUUUAUCAUGGUGAAUUAGAUGGUGCAAAUUUCAACAACCAAAUUAGUGAAGAAGAAAUGGAGCUUAGGAGAGGUCCAUGGACUUUCGAAGAAGACCUCGCUCUCAUUAACUACAUCUCCCAACACGGUGAAGGGCGUUGGAAUUCCCUCGCUCAAUCUGCAGGUCUAAAGAGAACUGGAAAGAGCUGUAGAUUAAGAUGGCUGAACUAUUUACGCCCUGAUGUUCGACGAGGAAAUAUCACUCUUGAAGAACAACUUUUGAUUCUUGAACUCCAUUCUCGAUGGGGUAAUCGGUGGUCAAAAAUUGCUCAAUAUUUGCCUGGUAGAACUGAUAAUGAGAUCAAGAACUAUUGGAGAACACGAGUACAAAAACAUGCUAAACAGCUCAAAUGUGACGUGAACAGCAAGAGAUUCAAGGACACCAUGCGUUAUCUUUGGAUGCCAAGAUUAGUUGAGAGAAUUCAGGCGGCCGCUGCCGCAGCAGCUGCCGGCGGUGCUUCCUCCACCACCCAAUACAAACCCAUCAGCCAUAACAUUUCCAGUAUAGACAACAGAGGCCCAAGCCAAAAGGGGUUGCCAGUGCCACAGGCUAACAACAGUAACAUGGUUGGGAAUUAUGGCGGCGGUAUUUUUCCGGUUAACACAAACGCCACCAGCUACACGGCGGAGAAUUCUAGCACCGCCGCCUCAUCAGACUCAUUCGGCACCCCAGUUUCAGACCUCACAGAUUGUUACAAUUAUGCAGUUAAUCAGAACACUAAUCAGGAUUACUAUCCUGCUAAUCAGCUAGCCUAUGGAGAAACCUUAACCAGCCCCACAGGUUACUUUAACCAAGGGUUAGAUUUCACAGUUAUGGAGCAAAAUAAUCAAUGGAUGGACGAAGGGAACAUAUACGAGAAUUUGUGGAAUGAUGAUGACUUGUUCUUACAACAGCAAUUCAACAACAAUUUUUAAGGAAUAAAUCGAAGUGUUUAAUCCUCAGUUGUAGAAAAAAAAGAAGUCAUCAAAUCAUCAAAAAAGGAAAUAGGUUUUUGGUCACAUAUAGAAUUAAUCAGUGGAUUUGAUGUUUGUAUUAAUUCUUAUUUGGUUUUUUUCGUUUCUUAUUUAAUUUGUGGGGGGUAAAAAUAAAUUGUAAUUCUAGGGUUUUUUUUAUAUAAUUCUUUGAAAUUGACAUUAGUUUGAGUA
Molecule: messenger RNA, 1354 nt
Organism: Olea europaea var. sylvestris
Lineage: Eukaryota; Viridiplantae; Streptophyta; Magnoliopsida; Lamiales; Oleaceae
Product: transcription factor MYB108-like
Exons: 3
Coding region: 164-1123 (319 amino acids)
Biological process (GO): regulation of DNA-templated transcription
Cellular component (GO): nucleus
Molecular function (GO): DNA-binding transcription factor activity; sequence-specific DNA binding
Source: RefSeq, a predicted model, not a curated record